Molecule: messenger RNA, 1881 nt
Organism: Cordyceps fumosorosea ARSEF 2679
Lineage: Eukaryota; Fungi; Ascomycota; Sordariomycetes; Hypocreales; Cordycipitaceae
Exons: 2
Coding region: 1-1881 (626 amino acids)
Biological process (GO): box C/D snoRNP assembly
Cellular component (GO): nucleus
Molecular function (GO): metal ion binding; RNA binding
Source: RefSeq, a predicted model, not a curated record
AUGUCUGGCUACGGGUACGGGCCGCCACCGCCACCGCCCCCAACUUCGAGCUCCUCGGGAGGCUUCGGUCGCGGAGCCGGCUUGCCGCGACGUGGAGGCCCUCAUAAUAGGGGUCGAGGAGGACCAGUGCAUCACAGCGUGCCUCGUCAUGAUCACCAUGCUUCGCAGCCGCGAUACGAGUAUCCGUCGCAACCCUAUCCCCAUCAUCCUCCUGCCGCCGUGAGUUACCCUCAGGCGCCGAAUCCCGGCUAUCCGCAUCAGCCUCCUCCCCCUCCUCCCCAAUGGGGCCAUGAACACGCCAGCCAUCAUACGCAUGCGACUGCAGCGAUUCCGCAAGCCUCGUAUCCUCCAGCCUAUCCUCCGCAAAGCUACCCCCCGGUUCAUUACUCCCCUCCGCAGCAAGUCCCCUACGCGCCACCACCUCAGCAUUAUCCCUAUGGUGCGCCGCCGCCGCCGAACCCAUCUCAGUGGAAUGGAUCGGUACAGCCGCACCAGGUUGGUGGCCGACCACAUCGCGGCGGCUAUCAUGACAAGGGCCCAAGAGGAAUGGCAGCGCCUAGACCCCCAAUUGGUGGCGGCUACGCGCAGCCCUACCCAUCUGAGCUACAUGGUCAUCACCCUCCUCCGCAACACUAUCCCUAUGGACGGCCUCCCCCGCCGGCGCCGCAUUCAGUAUCGCACCACAAGGACUCGCAACACGGGCAGUACCCGCGUCGCGGCCGUGGAGGGCACAGGGAUGGCGGUAAUCGUGGCCGAGGUGGCCACCACAACGACAGGCGUCAUAACAAACCCACCAAUCAAACUCCUACCCAGCAUAAGAACAACUCUGCAUCCCUGGGUAAGAAGAAGAAACGCAAGACGAAUACACUUGGCUUGACGCCUGGCAUGGAGUCGGAAUCCGAAGACGACGAGGGGGAGGAACAGGCUCUCAGUGAGCUAAUAGGAGAAGAAGCACUGAGCAUCCAUGACGUCGCUUCUUUCCUUGCAGAACGUCGUAAAAAUUACCCCACGAAAGCUCGUACUGAGGCGAAAAGAGCCGCUGCGCAAGCGCAAAGGAAGGUGGCUGAAACAGCCUCCUUAAAGAAGGAAGCAGACAAGCUACGCAGGCAGCUGCGCAAAGUAGAAUCCUCUAUAAAGCGAAAGCGAGAGCAGGGCGAUGAAGGCGAUGAGAUGCGUGGCGCGUCUGAUAACUCAUCUGACGACGAACCCCCCGAGACGCUCUCCACGAAAGCCUCGUCUACUACUAUCCCCAGUCGACCGCUCCCUUCUGCUUCCGGCAAGAAGGCAGACGUCACCAGGCACUGCAAAUACUAUUCUACGGGUGGUACUUGCGGGAAGAAGGGCAAGUGCCGCUUCGUGCACGACCCGGAGAUUCGUGAAGCUGCCAUGAAGGAGCGAGAGGCCAACAAUGGCCGCUUGACUAUUCAGCAGCGAUUGAUUCUCAAUGACAAGGAGCAAGAAGAUCUGACGGUACUGCGGUCUAUUCAGUACCUGCGCCAGAAGGGCAUCAUGUCUGAGGCACUCGCUGCGAGUGCGGCAGCCUCAAAGGGUACCAGUGACAAGGACAGAAUUCAGGACAACAAGGUGAAGGAGGAGGUGAAGGAGGAUGACAAAAUCGCGGAUCAAGACCCGGGUCCGCCCCUUGUCGUUUCGUCUACUUCUCCAUACCAAUUACCGCCGCCCCCGACAUCGCAGUCGCCGUCAACUGUCAAGGAAGACUCGGUUUCGAGUUCGACACAGGUUGUGUUAAACGGCCAAGGCCAGUCCAAUGAGGAGGUCGACCUUGACAGCGGUGAGCCAGAAAAUACCAAGCACUAUGAGGGCUGGCUCCUCCAACCAUAUGGCUCCUCCAACAGCAAGGGAAACAACGUUGCGCCGUGA